AUAUAGUGAAUGCGGGGUCCGGGGAGAGCGGAUAUAGUGAAUGCAGGGUCCGGGGAGAGCGGAUAUAGUGAAUGCGGGGUCUGGGGGAGAGCGGAUAUAGUGAAUGCAGGGGGGUCCUGGGAGAGUGGAUAUAGUGAAUGCGGGGUCCAGGGAGAGCAGAUAUAGUGAAUGCGGGGUCCGGGGAGAGCGGAUAUAGUGAAUGUGGGGUCCGGGGAGAGCGGAUAUAGUGAAUGCAGGGGUCCGGGGAGAGCGGAUAUAGUGAAUGCGGGGUCCGGGGAGAGCGGAUAUAGUGAAUGCGGGGUCCGGGGAGAG
Staurois parvus is the source of this 312-nucleotide messenger RNA. The record is from the annotation of a GenBank genome assembly. NCBI's taxonomy places the organism in Eukaryota, Metazoa, Chordata, Amphibia, Anura, Ranidae.